AUGGAACAACACGUUGCUCUACUUGAAAAAUUACAAAUAUUAAAAAAAAAGAAAAUGACAGCAAAAAAAAUUGUUGAUCAACAAAAGACGACAAUCCGAGAAUUAACAGAUCAAAAUAAACUUUCAGAAAAUAAUCACAAUAUGAUUGAGAAUCUUGGAUAUUUAUUAAAACAAAUUGAUCAACAUUUUCAACAACUACAAUCUUUAACUAAAGAUGAUCAAAACAUGAACAUUAUUAAUGAAAGACUUUUAAAAGAUAUUCUGGGAGUAUCGUUGUCAUUUCAUGAAAGAACAAUUGUAUGUGACGAGAAUAAUUUAUUAGAAAAAAUAAAUCAUGCUGCAGCCGAUUUGUCAGAGUUAAUUGAAACAUUAAAACAAAUUUCAGAAGGAAAUGGGAUACAUGAAAAAUUAAAUUCAAUGAAGAUAGAUCGCAAUAUGAGUGCGGAAGAGUUAGAAAUGGUUAUAAUUAAUCAAAGAAAAGAAUUAUUUAAUUUAAGAUCAAAGCUGUCUGAAAUUUAUGCCAAUAGGGUUGUUGAAGAAGUGUCUUGUAUUACAAGUUAA
Molecule: messenger RNA, 561 nt
Organism: Didymodactylos carnosus
Lineage: Eukaryota; Metazoa; Rotifera; Eurotatoria; Philodinida; Philodinidae
Source: the annotation of a GenBank genome assembly